This is a messenger RNA of Pogona vitticeps (central bearded dragon), 8404 nucleotides long. RefSeq names its product Rho associated coiled-coil containing protein kinase 1 (gene ROCK1). Gene Ontology annotation, cellular component: cytoplasm; cytoskeleton; cytoplasmic stress granule. The record is from RefSeq and is a predicted model, not a curated record. Lineage: Eukaryota; Metazoa; Chordata; Lepidosauria; Squamata; Agamidae. Gene Ontology annotation, biological process: cortical actin cytoskeleton organization; actomyosin structure organization; mitotic cytokinesis. Gene Ontology annotation, molecular function: small GTPase binding; Rho-dependent protein serine/threonine kinase activity; ATP binding.
UGCGCUCACGGAAGGCAACGCCAGAGUCCUCUAGAGACGGAGCACAGAGAAGGCGGGAGCGCGGACGGAGGCGCUAGCUCGCUUCGCUUGCUGCGGACGCCGCCGGAGUGGGCGCUCGCGCGCCCGGCUCCACCCUGAGGCGCAUGCGCUCUGGGUUCAGGUCCGCUCAGACUGUUUGAACAGGAAGGCGGACAUAUUUGUGUGACUCUGCCCGCCUUCAGUCGCUACUACUGAGGCAGAGGUGGACGCCCUGGGGCCUCAUUCUCUCUCCUCGUCGUUUUCAGGUUUCUUCACCGUGAGGAGCGAGCGCCUUCCUUCCAGCCGCAGGACCAAACGGAGGCUCCGAAGAGCGCGGAGGCACGCCAGCUCUUCACAGGCUUUGAAGCCCGGUGCGAAGUGAAGCGACCGCAGCUCCUGUCGGGAAAGAAAAGGAGGGGAAAGAGCCGCCCAACGACGGUGACCCGCGGCGGCGGCGGGGACCCGAGCAAGAGCGGCGAGUUAAAAAAGGUGCGGGGAAAAGAAGAAAAAGAAGAAGAUGAUGCCUCGGCCGUUACGCGGCCGUCGUUGAAGCCGCGGGUGUCCGGAGGGCAAGGCGGAGGUUUUCCCCCCUCCUCUUCCCCCCCUCCCCGUCCCACUGCAGCAGUGGGGCCAGGGCGGCCUAUGCGGCAGUUGGCACCUUCUUGCCCACCCCCGGCUGCAGCUUGAGGAGGCAGCGGAGCCGUGCACGGCCUCGGCCUUGGCGGUGUGGAGGGAGCAGCCUGGUGACGCUCUGUGGAGAAAGUUUCCUGUUUUUAUGGUAGGCCUCUGUGCCUCUUUUUUUCUUCCCUUCCCUUCCUUCCAAGUAGCAGCUACUCGGUAGCUGGCACCGAGGAGGAGGAGGAGGAGGAACCGGAACCGUUACGCGUUCUGCCAGGACGGUCGCCUGGCUGGGAAAAUGUGGCUGCAAAGACAAGAGGAGCCAGGCUGGAGACCCGAGAAAACGGGCAGGGCUGUAAUAACAGCUUAGAGACUCAAGGGAAGGGGCAGCGGGAAAGGCUACUCCUCGAGGAGGGGGUAGCGUCUCUGGACCCCCUUUUCGGCUCCGAACUCGCUGUUGCGCGAGGAUGUGUGGCGUGGAGAGCAUGAGGGACAACCCUAGUGCCUACCUGGUCCUGCCCUGAGGAGGAGAGUUGGGGGAGGAAGCACCGGGAGCACCCGUGUUCCGUUUUUGCUUGUCUGUGGAUUAAGGCGACCACCACCACUUCAGCACCAUGUCGGCAGGAGAAAGCUUUGAGUCUCGGUUCGAAAAGAUCGGGAUGAUGAUAAGAGACCCCAAAUCUGAAGUGAACUCGGACUGCUUAUUGGAUGGUUUAGAUGCACUAGUCUAUGAUUUGGAUUUUCCUGCCCUAAGGAAAAAUAAAAACAUAGACACCUUUUUAAACAAAUAUAAAGAUACAGUAAACAAAAUAAGAGAUCUCCGUAUGAAAGCUGAAGAUUAUGAAGUAGUGAAAGUGAUUGGAAGAGGUGCAUUUGGGGAAGUCCAGUUGGUAAGGCACAAAUCAUCCCGAAAGGUCUAUGCCAUGAAACUUCUGAGCAAGUUUGAGAUGAUAAAAAGAUCAGAUUCUGCAUUCUUCUGGGAAGAAAGAGAUAUCAUGGCAUUUGCAAAUAGCCCUUGGGUUGUUCAGUUGUUUUAUGCAUUUCAAGAUGAUCGUUACCUUUACAUGGUGAUGGAAUACAUGCCUGGCGGGGACCUGGUGAAUUUAAUGAGCAACUAUGAUGUUCCUGAAAAAUGGGCAAGAUUUUAUACAGCAGAAGUUGUUCUUGCAUUAGAUGCAAUUCACUCUAUGGGCUUCAUUCACAGAGAUGUAAAGCCUGACAAUAUGCUGCUAGAUAAAUCUGGUCAUUUAAAACUUGCAGAUUUUGGUACCUGCAUGAAGAUGAAUAAGGAAGGUAUGGUACGAUGUGAUACAGCUGUUGGAACACCUGACUAUAUAUCCCCAGAAGUAUUAAAAUCACAAGGUGGUGAUGGUUAUUAUGGACGAGAAUGUGACUGGUGGUCAGUUGGUGUCUUUUUGUACGAAAUGCUUGUUGGAGAUACACCAUUUUAUGCAGAUUCUUUAGUUGGAACAUACAGCAAGAUUAUGAACCAUAAGAAUUCUCUUACUUUCCCUGAUGAUAAUGAUAUAUCUAAGGAUGCAAAAAAUCUUAUUUGUGGAUUCUUAACUGACAGGGAAGUUAGAUUAGGCCGAAACGGUGUUGAAGAAAUAAAGCGGCACCCAUUUUUCAAAAAUGACCAGUGGUCUUGGGAAAAUCUGAGAGACACUGUAGCACCUGUUGUGCCUGAUUUAAGUAGUGAUAUUGACACCAGCAACUUUGAUGAUUUGGAAGAAGAUAAAGGAGAAGAAGAAACAUUUCCUAUACCAAAAGCAUUUGUUGGCAACCAGCUACCUUUUGUGGGAUUUACUUAUUACAGUAAUCAUCAGUAUUUGUCUAGCUGCACUGCAAAUUCUAAUGACAACAGACAAAGUACCAAUGUGGAUAAAAGUUUGCUGGAAUCUUUGCAAAAAACUAUAUAUCAGCUUGAAGAACAGCUACAUAAUGAAAUGCAGCUGAAAGAUGAAAUGGAACAAAAAUUCAGAACAUCGAACAUUAAAUUAGACAAGAUAAUGAAGGAAUUAGAUGAGGAAGGUAAUCAGAGAAAAAAUUUGGAAUCAACAGUUGCUCAGGUUGAGAAGGAAAAUAUGCUUCUUCAGCACAGAAUAAGUGAACAUCAAAGAAAAUUUGAACAGGAGAAUGAGAAACGCAGAAAUGUAGAAAAUGAAGUGUCAACAUUAAAAGAUCAGUUGGAAGACUUGAAAAAAGUCAGUCAGCAAUCACAUAUAACUAAUGACAAAAUACUGCAGUUACAAAAACAACUUGAAGAAGCCAAUGAUUUACUACGGACAGAAUCAGAUACAGCAGCAAGGCUGAGAAAAAGUCACACAGAAAUGAGCAAGUCAGUAAGCCAAUUUGAAUCCCUAAAUAGGGAGAUGCAAGAGAGAUGUAGAAUGCUAGAGAGCACCAAAUUACAAGUGGAAAAGGAUUAUUACCAAUUGCAAGCAGCCCUGGAAGUAGAACGAAGGGAUAGGAGUCAUGGAUCAGAAAUCAUUGGAGAGCUACAAGCUCGGAUAACAUCUCUACAAGAAGAAAUUAAAGGUAUUAAAAACAAUCUUGAAAGAGCAGAAGAGGAAAGAAAACAGGCCCAGGACAUGCUUAAUCGAUCUGAAAAGGAGAAGAAUAAUUUGGAAAUAGAUCUAAACCACAAGCUUAAAAUGUUGCAACAGCGUUUAGAGCAAGAAGUAAAUGAACAUAACAUAAAUAAAGCCCGGUUAACUGACAAGCAUCAAUCAAUAGAAGAGGCCAAAUCAGUUGCUAUGUGUGAAAUUGAAAAAAAGGUGAAGGAUGAACGAGCAGCAAGAGAGAAAGCAGAGAAUCGAAUAGUCCAGAUUGAAAAACAAUGUUCCAUGUUAGACUUCGACUUGAAACAGUCCCAGCAGAAGGUAGAACACCUUAGUGAGCAGAAAGAGAGACUAGAAGAUGAGGUUAAGAAUUUAACGCUUCAGCUGGAACAUGAAAUAAAUAAGAGAACAAUGGCACAAAAUGAACUGAAGGUGCAUGCAAUAGAAGUGGAUAGCUUAAAGGGUUCCGAGAAGCAGCUAAAACAGGAGAUCAACACAUUAUUGGAAGCAAAGAGAUUAGCAGAAUUUGAGUUGGCUCAACUCGCCAAGCAAUAUAGAGGAAAUGAAGGCCAGAUGCGUGAACUACAAGAUCAACUAGAAGCUGAGCAGUAUUUUUCUACAUUGUACAAAACUCAGGUUAAAGAACUUAAAGAAGAACUUGAGGAGAAGAAUAAAGAAACUCAGAAAAAAAUACAGGAAUUACAAAAUGAAAAAGAAACUCUUGCUGCACAAUUAGACCUGGCUGAAACAAAAGCAGAAUCUGAGCAGCUGGCCAGAGCUCUUCUUGAGGAGCAAUAUUUCGAACUAACUCAAGAGAGCAAAAAAGCAGCAUCACGAAAUAGACAAGAAAUCACUGAUAAGGACAGUAUUUUAAGUCGGCUUGAAGAAACAAAUAAUACAUUAACCAAAAAUGUGGCAUUUCUUACAAAAGAAAAUUCGGAGCUAAAUGAAAAGAUUAAGAAACUUGAAGAAGAUUAUACAAUGAAGAAAGAAGAGGAAAUAAAUGUGAUUAGAAUGCAAUAUGAGAAGAAUCUGAACAAUGAAAAAACCCUUAAAACACAGGCAGUCAACAAAUUGGCUGAGAUUAUGAAUCGAAAAGAUUUUAAGUUAGAUAGAAAGAAAGUAAACAUGCAAGAUUUCAAGAAAAAGGAGAAGGAAAACCGGAAAUUACAGUUGGAACUUAACCAAGAAAAGGAGAAAUUUAAUCAGAUGGUAAUAAAAUACCAAAAGGAGCUGAAUGAAAUGCAAGCGCAACUUGUGGAAGAAUCUACAUAUAGAAAUGAGCUUCAGAUGCAGCUGGAUAGCAAGGAGAGUGAUAUAGAACAACUGCGCAGUAAAAUUUUGGACUUACAACAAGGCAUGGAGUCUACUAGCGUUGCCAGCCUUCAACCAGAUGAAACCGAUGGAAACGUUGUAGAAUCAAGAAUGGAGGGCUGGCUGUCAAUACCAAACAAAGGAAAUAUAAAACGUCAUGGAUGGAAGAAGCAGUAUGUUGUGGUAAGCAGCAGAAAAAUUUUGUUUUAUAACGAUGAACAGGACAAGGAGCUAUCUAAUCCAUCCAUGGUAUUAGAUAUAGAUAAAUUAUUCCACGUUAGACCAGUAACACAGGGAGAUGUAUAUAGAGCAGAAACUGAAGAAAUUCCCAAAAUAUUUCAGAUUCUAUAUGCCAAUGAAGGGGAAUGCAGAAAAGAUUUGGAAGUAGAAGCGGUACAACCAGCAGAAAAGACAAAUUUUCUGAAUCAUAAAGGUCACGAAUUUAUUCCAACAUUGUACCACUUUCCAGCCAAUUGUGAGGCCUGUGCCAAGCCCCUGUGGCAUGUAUUUAAGCCACCUCAUGCAGUGGAAUGUCGCCGAUGCCACGUUAAGUGUCAUAAAGAUCACUUGGAUAAAAAAGAGGAAUUAAUUGCACCAUGUAAAGUGAGCUAUGAUAUAACUUCAGCAAGGGAUAUGUUACUAUUGGCACCCUGUCAAGAAGAUCAAAAGAAAUGGGUUUCUCAUUUAGUAAAGAAGAUCCCCAAAACACCACCAUCCAGUUUUGUUCGUGCUUCACCCAGAACUCUUUCUACAAGAUCCACAGCAAAUCAGUCAUUCCGAAAAGUUAAGAAUGCUUCUGGAAAAGCUAGGUCAAAGGAAUAUGGAUCUAUUGGGGACAUUACUCAUUCAGAAAACUCAAGUUACUGUUAACAAUACGUGCAGUGCUCCUUGGAAUCCAGCAUGGUGCUGUCUGAGAAAUCUGGCCUUUUUUCACCAUAUAGAGCAGUGCAGAUUGGUUGGCUUUCCAAUGCAACUUUCACAGGCUUCAGAGCUCAGACUGCUAUUACUCUCUCCUCCUUCCUUUGGCAUAAAAGCACGCUGAGGGUGUCUUGUUGCGGGUUUGCCUUAACAUAGAUUAGAUUAAUUAUUACUGUGUAAUGCAAGUAAAAGCAAAUAAAGCUUAGCUACAAGUGAGGUUAAAAUGCUGCCUUUGGGAUUUCUAAAAAAUAAAAAUGUCUGUCAGUCUUGAUGGAAUGCAGUGGCCUUUUCUCAUAUCAGUGAGAAUAAGAUGACUGUUUACCCUGUGGGAGGGGUAUUUAUAUUGGGAUAAGCACACAGACUUGAGUAUAGGAAGAUGUCUCAAACUGAGAACUGAUUUUCUUUGAAAAAUCAAAGUUGUGCUGAAAAACCCCCCAGUAAAAACUGCUUGAAAACAAAGCUACAUAUAAUCACUUGAACUUCAGUGCCUUUUCUGUGUUGUUAUUAAUAAUGCUACUAAUUCAUCAUGAGACAGUUCAAAAGUGUUAAAUAUUUUGCUUUACAAACUACUAAUUCUACAUAUUUGUAAAGGGGGAGAAAUUGAGUAAUUAUGUGUACGCUAUGCAUUGUUGCCAAGCCAUACAAAAUUGUACUUCUAGAGGCAUUAGAACAGGUAAAACAACCAAGUUUGGAACCUUUUUUGGUACAUAAUUUUUCUAUAAUUUGUGUAACACUUUGUAUUAACAAUUUGAAGUGCAAAUUGCAAUAAGCACACACAACAAAAUGUAUGCACUGUUCAAAAUGUAAAUUAUUAAUAGAAUACUUUUAAAGGAUGUUGCCCAUUUAGUGCCUUAUUUUGAGAAUUAUUUUACUGCCAUGUCAAAUAAGCGUAGAAUUCUCAAAUACAUAUUAUUGUGUGUCAGUGGUUUUAUUGAUCAAACUAUUGUAGUUGAUUUAGUUACAUUUUCAAGUGUACAAUUAUGAAUGAACUCGCCUGUUGCCAAGAUAUAUUUUAAUCAUCAUAAAGGUAGUAAAUGCUUGUACCAUUUAAAAACAACAACCCUUAAAUACUUUAAAAUUCCAGACAGUACAGGAAUUAAAUGCAUUUAAAUUCUUGUUUUGUAGCAGGAAUAUUAUUGUGGUAUAACCAGUAUGGUUUGUUUUAUUUUUUAACCAAAUACCUCUUCAGUAAUUUAUAAUGGCUUUGCAGUUGUGUAUUAAGUAAGAAGCACUGGAAAACUGAUUCGUCUUCAGGACGAUAUGCAUGUUUUGAGUGGUGUUGAAAGCCGCACUAAUGGAUAUGUAAUAAGCAUAUCUGUUAUGAAAACAAUAAUGAUUCAUGCUGAUAAUACAAAAUAAAACUAAUUUAUGGAAGAACUAUUUUGAAAAUGACUGUGGUAUUUUUCUCCAGAAUACACUUCCUAGGAAGUUUUGGAAAUUAUUACGCUUUUCAAACAAGUGAACACUCUUAAUAUUUAAAUCUGAUACAAACUUGAUAAUCUUUUUAAAAUUACGUUUUUAUAAUGUCAUAAUUACUUUUUAAUACAGGGUAAAGUAGAAAAAUUCUCAUAGGAUUUUGAAGAAUUUAUUUUGAUAUGUGAAUUGUUAAGAUCCCCUUUACAUAAUGGUUUUCAUCAAAAAGAAAUACCAGGUACACAGCUCUAAAAAAAACACAUGUACUUUUAAUUUAUAAUUAAAUCAUGGUUAAUAGUAAAACUGUGUCUAGCUUGUUCUGCACUCUGGAAGUCAGUGAUACUACUCUAUCACUAUGCAGAAGUAACAUGCACUUCAGUGAAAAUUGGACUGGGUGGCCAGAAAGGAUUGGCCAUGAGUAGGAGAAGGAUGAGAUGGUAGGUUGCAGCAGAAGAGCUGAAAAGGAAGGCCAGAAUUGUUCAGAAAUAGUUUUGUGGGCCUUGCGAAGGGGGUAGUAAUUUUAGAGAUAAAAGGAGGAAGGAUUGUUGUAAGAAUGGGCACAGUAAGGUAUAAAGCGCAAAGGGUAGGAAGAGAGGGAGGAAAAGAGAGGUGAGAUACUAUGUGGGAUAGCCAGGGAGUAAGAAGUGUUAUAAAGGGAAGCAGGUAAGAAGUGAGGGACAAAGAGGUGGGGACUUCAGGACUUGAAACAGAUUCAAGAAGUCAACAAAAGGGGGCUUGUUGCCAUAGUGAACACAGGGAGAAAUGACCUUAAUUAAAGGAAAGACAAACAAACAUACAGUCAGUAAUUUUGCUGUUUACUUUGCUUCAUUCUAAUGGUGAGGCUUCAGAAAUACAUUUUUGAAACCACACCCUUAGAAUCAAGCAAAGCACCCUUUAUACAAAAAUGUAUGAAGUAAUAUGAUUCAUUGCACAUUACUCUCAUGAAGAUGAAUAGAAAGUAAUAUUUUAUUUACAAAUUGGUUUAAGCAUUAUCCCUAAAAGUGGAAUUUACAACUUUGUUGCCAGAAACAGAAAAUUGGUCAAGGGCAUGAGGGCACCUAGAUGGACAUGAACUCAAAACCAUGUAUCCAUGUCAUAGCUUAAUAAUACUAGUACUGUUACAGAAUGUAGUAGGAUAGAGAGAGUAUUGAUGUAUAACAAUAACUGCUCUUUCAUGAAAUAUUAUAUGGGUUUUCAGUGCUUUCACAUUUGACAUUCUGGAGAAUUAUGCCUAAUCAUUUAAAAUGCCCAGUUGAUUUGGUGUGUGUGUUCAGCUUAAAAAAAAAUCUGAUUCCUGAUUAUUUCUGGAUUUGACAGGCCUCUCCUCCAUGCAAUGUUUGUACAUUGGUGUUUCAAUGCUCCAGUGUGAACAAUGUAUUGUUAUAGAAUGUGUUCUGUGUUACCAAUACUGUUAGUUUUCACUUUGUUGGUUUGUUAUCUUGUGUUCCUCAACCCACCUGUAUAUAUAUCCACCACCUUCUCAGUCCAUUUCAUGAAUCAUUUGGAGUAGCUGUUGCCUGUUAAACAUUAUGCUGCAAUAAACAAAUGAGUCUUUAAAGUGC